AAAGGUGGGCGGAUCUUUGCGGUGACGUUUUCGGUACGUGAAGCAGUAUCACCUUUGGACUGUUUCCUCCCUGUGGAUUAGCACCGGUUACACCUGUCGGGUUACUUUUAACCUGUGAAAAAAUACCUGAAGUAGUGAGCACGCUCCUUGUAGACAAAGUUGCGGAUUGUUUCGGUGAUGUGACCGGCGUAAAAACAGAGAAAUCAACCAAAAUGACUUUUAGCAGCUGGAUGAACCUUUGCUAACAGUCAGACUAUGGACAGUGCAACAGGUAUUGACUGAAAAAAAAGAGAAAAUUGAAUUUAACAACUAAAACAAUGUCUGGCCUAGGGGGUUUAAGCAUAGAUUUAAUUGAAGACGUGGCACUUUCACCUGCAGAGCCACAAAUAGCAGGAAGUAAAAACCCAGAAGAGACCAACAACGUAGAGGAAAAACGGGGGGUUACAGAUGAGGAAAAAGAAGAAGAAGAAGAAGAAGAAGAUCACUCAAAGGAGGGAGAGGAAGUGACAAGCUCAGCUCAUCUGGAGCCGAGCACUCUGCCAUGGCCUGGCGACAAAGACAAGAGGCCUCAGACGGACGAUGACGAUGGAGUCUGGUCAGAAAAAGGAGUCUGGGAGCCUGAAGAGAGGGACACUGGGAUCAGCGGAGGGAGCCAGGACCUGUCGGAGGAGCAGAGCCAGGCUGAGAGUGACACAAAGAGCAAGUGGAGGGAGAGCAUGCCUGAGGGCGAGAGAUGGAGGGACGAUGAGAUGGAGGUGCAGCGGGACGAUAAAGGUGAUGGCUCACUGGCAGACGAUGAAGAGGAGGAGGAGGAGAAAGAAAAAGAAAAAGAAGAAGGAGAGUUGAAUUGGAUCCCAGAGAAAGAUGUUCUGGGUUUCUCUCCACAAGUCACAAUCGUGCGUCCGUCCAGCAAAGAGCUUCCUGAGGAGAGCCAGCUGUUCAUAGAGAAGGAGCCGCAGACGGAGCCCGACUCAGUAGUUCAGGUUUAUCAAGAGUGGACUAAACAGGACGACAACUACUACCUGUGCGAGCAUCUGUGCAGUGAAAAACUGAAGCUGGCUCUGGCGACGGCGGCCGCAGGACUUCUCUUCCCUCUCCUGGUGUGGGGAGGUUACGCCCUCCUUCCCUUUGACGCACCGCUGCUGCAGAGCACCCCCCUCAGGGUGGUGUACUCUCUACGCUGCUCCUUCUUCGCCACCAUCCCUAUCCUGCUCGGUGUGUUGGUGCAGGGCGUGGCCCGGCUGCGCUACGGCGCCCUGAGGCCCCUCUAUCAGAGUAAACUGGUGAACAGAGAGGUGGCAUUGCACUGGCACUAUGUCAACGAAUCGCUGGUCCUCUUCCUCUUUUACUUCCUGCAGCUCGCUGUCAUGGCAACCUACAUCAGCCAGGACCUGGUCAAACUAGUGCCGCUGCUCACCAUCAUAUUUGUAUUCGGCAGGCUGAUCUACUGGCUCUGCCUCUCUCUGGGCAGCAGCAUCAGGGGCCUCGGCUUCGGCUUCUCCUUCUUCCCCAUACUGGUCAUGCUGGGCACCAACCUGUACUACGUCUGCUCGUCAGUCGGACAAGGGGCGGUUUUCGACGUGGAACCUCCCACGACAGCUCCUCCUCCCAGGCUGCGCUGGUGGGGUUAAAGGCACACGUACAAAAAUGUGAUGAGGAGUGAAGAGACAAACAACUGUACCACCUUUUUAAUACGACACAACUUGGCUCGUUCUUUUGGUGUCCUAUAAAGUUGUAAUCCUUCAUAUUUAAGUCUUGGUUGAUUUGGCAACACCUGUGGUUACAUAGGUAACAGCAAGUGUGGUUUAUUACAACAACAAACUCCUUGAGCAGCUGUUUUUAUUAUUAAAUUAAUGAUGAUCUGAUCAAAAAUACUCACAAAAGUGACCGUUUUUGAUGAGCGAUGACAAAUGUAUUGCAUUUCCUGUGGCUGCGUCACAAUAAAAGCCACCACCUCCAGUUGAAUACUUUAAAUUUGAAACAACAGUUGGAAAUUUGCAUCAGCAGUAACAACAGUGAGGCUGUUACCAAUGAGAUGAAAAUGCAUGCAUCGUUUCCUGUUAAUCCAUGGUGUUUAUGAAGGCAAUACAAACAUAUGUUGUAUAAAUAAUGAUGAUUUUAUGAAAAUCUCAAGGAAUAUGACUGUGGUUUUAUAUUGUUCACAAAGAAAUAAAGGACAUGAAGCAGAAUGUGGGUUAAUUUGUAGCUUGAAUGUCUGUAUAGAAAAAUGAAGAAAUCCAGUAGUUAUGAGACAAAGAAGCUAUUAUGUGCAUGCAAAUUAAAAAGAGAGAUGUGGUCUGAAGAAGUGCUCUGUGUAAAGUGUGUGUUUACUAAUUAAAUCUGCCAUUACAAAUCUUUGAACAGUCUGAACCUUUUCAUCUUGAGCUAAUAAAAUCAGGUUUUUGAGGUGAAGAGUUUCGGUUUGAGGCAUCCAGUUGUUUGGAUGUGAUGCAGCAAGGUGAAGACAGAAAAGUUAGAAAUUAAAACUGAACACUGUCAGAAGCAAAUAAUUAAAUAUGUUGGAUAUCAAAAGUAAAUAUUUAAGGGCACUAUAAGAUUUUUUUUUUAUGAGAUUGAAUUAUUAGGUUGUUUAAUGACUUUUCCCAUUUUUAUUUUGUCACAACUGGCACUAAUGGCAAUCUUUAAAUUUGAUAUUUAUAAGCAAGACUAUUAAAUGCAUCUUUGCUUUAUUGAU
Messenger RNA from Sander lucioperca (pikeperch), 2695 nucleotides. RefSeq names its product transmembrane protein 79a (gene tmem79a). The record is from RefSeq and is a predicted model, not a curated record. The transcript has 5 exons. Bases 318 to 1631 code for a protein of 437 amino acids. NCBI's taxonomy places the organism in Eukaryota, Metazoa, Chordata, Actinopteri, Perciformes, Percidae. Gene Ontology annotation, cellular component: trans-Golgi network membrane; lysosomal membrane. Gene Ontology annotation, biological process: regulated exocytosis.